This is a messenger RNA of Fundulus heteroclitus (mummichog), 1619 nucleotides long. RefSeq names its product rhodopsin. The transcript has a single exon. Gene Ontology annotation, cellular component: photoreceptor outer segment; membrane. Gene Ontology annotation, biological process: phototransduction; visual perception; G protein-coupled receptor signaling pathway. The record is from RefSeq and is a predicted model, not a curated record. NCBI's taxonomy places the organism in Eukaryota, Metazoa, Chordata, Actinopteri, Cyprinodontiformes, Fundulidae. Gene Ontology annotation, molecular function: G protein-coupled receptor activity. Bases 98 to 1162 code for a protein of 354 amino acids.
CACCAGAUCCAUUUGUAGCAAGGUCCAUCUCCAUAAUAAUCUCGACCAGCCAGAAGAAGCACCACCGAGGGGCUGAUAGCAACCGCCAGCCGCAACCAUGAACGGCACAGAGGGACCCUAUUUUUAUGUCCCUAUGGUUAAUACCACUGGUAUUGUCCGGAGUCCUUAUGAAUACCCUCAGUACUACCUUGUCAACCCUGCAGCCUACGCUGCUCUGGGCGCCUACAUGUUUUUCCUCAUUCUCGUCGGCUUCCCCAUCAACUUCCUCACCCUCUACGUCACCAUCGAACACAAGAAACUGCGAACCCCUCUAAACUACAUCCUACUCAACCUUGCGGUGGCUGACCUCUUCAUGGUGUUCGGAGGAUUCACCACAACGAUGUACACCUCCAUGCAUGGCUACUUUGUUCUCGGACGCCUUGGCUGCAAUUUGGAAGGAUUCUUUGCUACCCUUGGUGGUGAGAUCGGUCUCUGGUCACUGGUUGUGCUGGCUAUUGAAAGGUGGCUGGUUGUCUGCAAGCCCAUCAGCAACUUCCGCUUCACUGAGAACCACGCUAUUAUGGGUCUGGCCUUCACCUGGGUCAUGGCCUCUGCCUGUGCUGUUCCCCCUCUCGUCGGCUGGUCUCGUUACAUCCCAGAGGGCAUGCAGUGCUCAUGCGGAGUCGACUACUACACCCGGGCAGAGGGCUUCAACAAUGAGUCCUUUGUGGUCUACAUGUUCGUCUGCCACUUCAUCAUUCCUCUCGUUAUUGUGUUCUUCUGCUACGGCCGUUUGCUCUGCGCCGUCAAGGAGGCUGCUGCUGCCCAGCAGGAGUCCGAGACCACCCAGAGAGCUGAGAGGGAAGUCACCCGUAUGGUCAUCAUCAUGGUCAUUGGCUUCCUGGUAUGCUGGUGCCCCUACGCCGGCGUGGCCUGGUACAUCUUCACAAAUCAGGGUACUGAGUUUGGACCUCUCUUCAUGACCGUCCCAGCUUUCUUUGCCAAGAGCUCCUCCAUCUACAACCCACUGAUCUACAUCUGCUUGAACAAGCAGUUCCGCCACUGCAUGAUCACCACCUUGUGCUGCGGGAAGAAUCCCUUUGAAGAGGAGGAGGGAGCCUCCACCACUGCCUCCAAAACCGAGGCCUCCUCUGUGUCCUCCAGCUCUGUGUCUCCUGCAUAAAUGGAGCAACUGGCAAAGGCUCCAUAAUCCACUAUCCAAGAAGAAGACUUCUGCCCCCCCAGGGAAACGACUGAAGGCUAAUGUCUACAGCAAUACCUUCCUCUUUUUUAUUUUUACAAACGACUUGGUUCAACCUAAAGACAGUUGCAGGAAAGGUCAGCCCAUUACAGAGUUGUUCCUGUAUGUACAGAAUAUCCAACUUAAUCUAUGAGUCUUUUUUUUCCUCAGAUGAAAGGAAAAGAGAUGUAACAGAUGUAAAAGAUCUAACAGUUGGAUCCUAUAUGAUACUGGCUUAUUUUUGAAUGUAGAGGCAUGUAAUCAAGGCAACGUAAAAUAAAUCGCACUUUGCAAAUGACUCAUCCUGUUUAUGUUUUAAUUAUAACAUGGGUGGAAAAGUUCAUAUGACUGUAGUAUAUUUAUUCAAAUAAAUAAAUGUGAAUGACCUAUUCAAAAUGCA